Molecule: messenger RNA, 2280 nt
Organism: Penicillium cosmopolitanum
Lineage: Eukaryota; Fungi; Ascomycota; Eurotiomycetes; Eurotiales; Aspergillaceae
Product: Zn(II)2Cys6 transcription factor
Exons: 2
Coding region: 1-2280 (759 amino acids)
Biological process (GO): DNA-templated transcription; positive regulation of transcription from RNA polymerase II promoter by galactose
Cellular component (GO): nucleus
Molecular function (GO): RNA polymerase II cis-regulatory region sequence-specific DNA binding; DNA-binding transcription factor activity, RNA polymerase II-specific; zinc ion binding
Source: RefSeq, a predicted model, not a curated record
AUGUAUGAGCGCCAGCGAGUUUGGCGGGCGUGUCAGGCGUGCCGUCGCAAGAAGGUCAAAUGCGAUGGCGAACAUCCGUGUCAGAGCUGUACUCGCAACAAGGCGGAAUGUGUUUUUGAGCCGUAUAAUAACAUGAGGCUAGUGGAUCCACAAUACGUGAUCAAGCUCGAAAAGAGACUCGCACAAAUGGAGAGAAAUUUGAAAACACAAUCUACUGCUCAAAGCAGCACCGGAGGGAUUGUACAUCCAUUUGCAUCGACCCACGACGAAGACUCUCAUCCUCACAGGGCGGCGUAUCAGUCGGUUCCCGCUUCCGACGAGGGUGCCGUAUCCGAUCCGCCCAACUUCUUGCGAGCGUGCUUAACAGAUGCGACCGUUGAAAGACCAGCAAAUUCCUCAAUACCGGAAGUAAUUACAGGGGCACUCAACUCACAAGUGCAACCAGAAGUAGAUGACUACGAAUACUAUGUCGUCCAGCCGAACGAUACGGAAGAUGCACCAAUUGGCACCGUGUCGAUUCCGGUCGACAUAACGCGACUCGAAGCAUCGCUAACGCACGUCCUGGUUGACCUAUUUUACCACUCAAUAUACCCUAUAUUUCCAAUCAUCCACUGCCACACUUUCCGACCGCAAUAUAAUCGCUGGCUCUGUGGUCAAGACGUCGGUGGGAGUAACCACAACGACGACAAUCAAUUUUCUUUCCUCUUAUAUGCCUUGCUCGCAGCAGCAGCCUCAGUCAUUCCAAAAGAACACCCAAUAUUUGAGCAAGAAGAAUGCAGGAUCUAUAAAGGGGCAGAACUGGGCAAUCUUCUCUAUUUGCAUGCGACAUCUCUGAGCUCAGAUAGAGCAUAUCAGCGGAAUACAACAUCUGCAAUCAAUACAGUUGCCGCACAUGGGAUUAUGAGCUUAUAUUUGACAGAGGCAGGGAGAGUGAAUGAUGCUUGGGUAACUACCGGCCACGCAAUGCGUCUUUAUCAAGGCUUGGAUGUGGAGGACGACGGUGACGGUGACGGUGAUACGACAUCGGAUGCUGCCGACACUUUCUCGACACGAAGCAACAUAUGGCGAUGCCUGUAUAUACUUGAUCGAUCUCUUUCAACAGCACUUCUAAAGCCUCUAGCAAUUGACGAUGUCGAAAGUGACACUGAGUCAUUUGAUGGCGAGAACGACCAAGCAUCGGCCUUGGAGGCAAAAGCAGACCCUUGGUUCUCAGUCGUGGCAGACUUUCAUGUUACGAUGGGUCGAAUCUAUAGAUCUGUUCGACAGAUCCGAAAAUACCAGUCAUCUCAAAACCCAAGACUGAGAGACACGCUGAGAUCAUACGUGAAAAAACAUGAUGCAGAGCUGGAAAAGUACUAUACCACGCAAGUACUGCCGAGAAUAGAAACUGUAGACCGACAAGCAGAUUCUAUCGCUUUGCAAACAAUUGCAGUCUCAUCAUACUAUAUUGGCGUUGUUCUUCUAUACCGAACCUUUAUCGAACGACUGAACAUUGCGGAGCCAGAAGCAUUUCUGCGCUGUGCCGAGGCUGCAUCAAAUUGCAUCAAGGUUACCCCCGAAGUCAUAGCCAGAGUCCCCGCAAGCCACUUUGUGAUACAGCAAAGCCGGGCAAUAUAUGCAAGCACGAAGGUGCUCUUACACUGCAUGCGUCUCGCUCGGAACCCAACCUUUACCAACAAAGCAUGGUCGGAUGUCGAGACCGGCUUCAACAUGCUACGGGAUUUUAAGAUUCAAUGGCCCGAGAUCAAUAAAUACCAGUCACUCAUAGAGAAAGACAUGAAGCUCACACAAAUUGAUCUCAGCAAACACGACAUUCUCAACAGGGCUUUAGAUCAAUAUGGCCAGCUCGCGACUUCCCAACGAUCCAGAUCGAGUGAAACCAUGGGCGUAUCAUACAAUGGCAAUUCUGCCGAUCGAAUGAACACCGAGAAAAAUAUCGGACCCCAUCAUCAAAAAGGAAAGAAGAGAUGCUUUUGUCCGGAUGAGAGAGUGCAAUCUGACUCUGUCGCACCGGCUUGCGAAUCACGGCCAAAGAGAGGCAAACCCGUACCAAACGCCAUUUCACCACCUUCACCUCUCGACAACAUGCUAAGUACCUUUACCGAAUCUGAGCCAUUUGACAGCUAUCCUAUGACAGAGCAGUCGGCAAUAGAUGAUGACCUUCUUCUUGGCGACUUGAUUUCUCAACCAUCUACGCUCGGGGACCCCUCGUUGGACCUUUUCAGCGAUGCAAUGUUGAUGGGCCCGAUCGAUAGUUUUUUCUCGCAAUAUGCAGAUUAG